CAGAAAACAACACAACUCAGCAUUGGGGACACCAUCCACUGCCAUCUGCAUCGAACAUACUCUGGCAGCAUACCUUGAUCAUCUCUGCAAUUCUUUGCUCUUCUAAUCAUGAGUGCGCUGCCAUUGCCGCAUGUGCUGCUGUAUCGCGAGUUGCACGGCGGAUUGCCGCUGUUGCCUGCUCCACCGCCGCGACUGAGGCAGACCGCCGCGCCGCCAGCCGCAGCGUCAGCCGUAACACAGCCGUUGAGCAGCGCAGGGUCAGAGCGGCGGCGACGGCGGCGGCAGAGUGAGCUCCUGCGGCGGCUGAGCGGGCCUGCAACUUCCCUCACGUCCAAGCGACUCCUUGCUGCGCGGCUCUUCCCGCGUCCGCUGCCGAGUGCCAACGUUCCACUUCGAGCAAUUCACGACGCGGAAGGUCAGAUUGUGCAAGGCUGCGUCCUGCUGGGCUUUUCGGGCGAUGGCCGGUUUAUGCUGUCGUACAUGAGCGAGGUGGCGCCUGCUCGACUCCAAAGCAGCUUUUCGUUCUUUGAGAGCGUCACGCUGUUUACAUACAGCUUUGUUACUUGGCGAUUUGAUCCGCAUCAGCCGCUCGCGUGCCAUUCCAAAACCCCGCUAUUUCGAGGAACAGCACACAAGACAUUACUACUGCAGGUCGCUGAAUCACCAUGCGGCCGAAGAUAUGUGAUCACUGGUUUUGAGCAGGAGCACGCCGCCGACGGGCUUGCCUGUCGCAAUUGCUACAUGAGCAUUGUCAGCCACACUCCCGACGAGCAGCCUGGUGUUGGGCCGCAAAAGCCCGUGUACGAUCGCGUCUGUGAGAUUGCGCUGCCGUCCCCUCUCUCGUUUAUCACGUCAGGCGUCUCGCUUGUGCUAGACGAUUUGUAUGUCUUCAACACGGGCGAGCAGCUCCUAGUUGUUGAUUUCCGGACAGAUCCACAGGCCUCUCUUGUAGGCAGCAAUGGGACCGAAGCAUCACGACCAGUUUCCGACCAGUUGCACGCUGCGAUCGACACCACCAACUCUCCUCUUCAGCGUCUCCAGACCCCGGCCGCACUCGUGGAACAACCAAGCGAAAUUCUCACACGCCGCAUUUCCCUCGAAGGCAUUCUUGCCAACCUGGCUGCCCACCCAAAGUUCGGGUUUGGGAGGGAGUGCCUGCGAGUGAUCGACUACAACGGAUAUCUGAUCGACGUCUGUCGCCAGUCGCGCCAAGCCAUCCUACUUUUGGCCUGCGUUGCCAAGUCCACAAACCAACCGGGCCACACUCCCGUGCUCCCUCCCGGUGAGGAGCCGGUGCAUGUGCUGACCUAUCAGCUCAUGAUUCCGCUCGAUGGCGAGGCCGAGCCCUCGUCCCGUCGAGGUCUGCGCCUUGCUGGUUUUGAGCGAAUCAGCAUGCGUCAAGCCGAGUGCACGACAGCAGCGCUUAUUGCGAGAACCCUGCGUCGUGCGCAAGCGCUUAUUCAUCAACUGCGCGUAGUUUCGGCCGAGCCAGCGCAACAAGUCUUCUCCACCUGGACCAAUCGGACGGUUCUUGCCGGCCAAUCACUACCAGGACUUCGACAUCCGCUCUGGCCACUCGCUGUCACCAUGACUUCGCCAGCUGUCGGCGUGCGUUCGAUGCCCAACGCUUGAUUUUGUAAACAGCAGAUACUGUGGAUAACUUGUAAACAUGAUCUUUGGUUCGUUUUCAUCGCGAGUCACCC
This is a messenger RNA of Capsaspora owczarzaki ATCC 30864, 1703 nucleotides long. RefSeq lists its product as hypothetical. Gene Ontology annotation, cellular component: Cul4-RING E3 ubiquitin ligase complex. The transcript has 3 exons. Lineage: Eukaryota; Filasterea; Ministeriida; Capsasporidae. The record is from RefSeq and is a predicted model, not a curated record. Gene Ontology annotation, biological process: protein ubiquitination. Bases 109 to 1632 code for a protein of 507 amino acids.